Messenger RNA from Candidula unifasciata, 2315 nucleotides. The record is from the annotation of a GenBank genome assembly. NCBI's taxonomy places the organism in Eukaryota, Metazoa, Mollusca, Gastropoda, Stylommatophora, Geomitridae.
UUUGCCAGCAUCUGUCCCGGGGCGACCUGGCCAUAUUCGGUGUGUCCAACGCCUCAUCACUGGCAACCAUCCAGUCAUACACGGACACGUUCCAGGUACCGUUUGUUACCAUCAGCAUGGCACAGAACAGCAGCAGCAACAGCUCCUACCAGAUCUACAUGAGGCCUAUGUACAUCAACGCCCUGGUCGAUGUCAUGUUCUACUACGACUGGGAGAAUGUCACCUUUGUCUACGACUCAGAUGAAGGUCUAGUUCGCCUACAGCAGCUCUUUCAGGCCACCAACAAGUACGACAAACUGAUCAUCACCAUCGACACCAAGCGCAUCACCUCCGUGGACAACGGGUACAUGAUGCUCUGUGAGCUGCACGAGAUCAACGUCAAGUCAGACUAUAGGGUCCUCCUGGACAUCAGCACGGAGAAGGCAGAGCAGAUCAUUCUCAGAGUGAUGAACAACGCCACCAUCAACAAUGCCAGGUUCCACUUUCUGCUGGGAGAUCUGGGCAUGCUUGAAAUGAACCUCACCAACUUCAAGAUCGGAGGCAUGAACAUCACGGGGUUCCAGAUCGUGGACCCUUACAACCAGACAGCUGAAGCCUUCAUCUCCGCAUGGUCCACCCUCGAUCCAGUCUACUGGCCAGGUGCCGGCAGCAAACAUCUCAGUUACGAGGCAGCCCUAGCUGCUGACGGCGUGCGACUGUUCACCAGGGCUGUGGGCUCCGUCCUGAACAAAGAGCCCAGUUUCCUGCGGCGGACCCGCCUCAGCAAGACCAUGAAGUGUACGGACGACUCCGAUGUUCAAAGCGGCUACGGGAACAAGUUACUCAGCGAAAUGAAAAAGAUCAAGUUUGAGGGGAUCACGGGUCACGUAGCUUUCAAUGAACGGGGUCACAGGAAAGACUUCACACUGGAUGUCUAUAACGUGGCCAUGACCCGGGGAGCCGCCAAGAUAGGCUACUGGAACGAGAGAGAAGCCAAGUUCCACCCGCAGAUACCCCGGCUGUUGAGGGACCCAGAAGAAACAAACAUCAACAGAACUCGAAUUGUGACCACCAUUAAAAAGGAGCCAUACGUCAUGUUCAAGAAAGUACCCAAGGAUGGUAAACCUUUAAUUGCUGAUGAGAACCUUGAGGGCUUCUGCAUUGAUUUGACCAGGGCUGUCGCCAAGAAGAUUGGUUUCGAGUACAAGUUUGUGUUUGUCAAAGAUGGAAGUUAUGGCUCUGUGUUAGAGAAUGGCACCUGGGAUGGCAUUGUUGGGGAACUCAUUCGUCAUGAGGCAGACAUGGCGAUCGCUCCAUUCACUAUCACGGCACACAGGUCCCUGGUCAUUGAUUUCACUAAACCCUUCAUGACUCUGGGGAUAUCCAUCAUGAUCAAGAGACCGCAGCCUGUGGGUAAACAUUUCUUCUCCUUCCUGGAGCCACUGUCCUCUGAGAUCUGGAUGUGCAUCAUCUUUGCUUACAUUGGUGUCAGUGUGGUCCUCUUCUUGGUGAGUCGCUUCAGCCCCUAUGAAUGGCACCUGUCAGAAAGCCAGUACUCCAUCGCCAAUGAUUUCUCUAUCUCCAAUUCACUGUGGUUCACCCUGGGAGCUUUCAUGCAGCAAGGUUGUGAUAUCUCCCCCAGGUCUGUGUCAGGCAGGAUCGUCGGCUCUGUGUGGUGGUUCUUCACUCUCAUCAUAAUUUCCUCAUAUACAGCCAAUCUGGCAGCUUUCCUGACCGUAGAGAGGAUGUUGACACCCAUUGACUCAGCUGAGGACCUGGCCAGGCAGACGGAGAUCCAGUAUGGCACGAUUAUGUCUGGCAGCACAACGGCAUUCUUCAAGAAUUCACAAUUCUCAACAUAUCAAAGAAUGUGGGCAUACAUGACGUCAGCAUCACCAUCUGUGUUUGUGAAAACCCACGAUGAAGGGGUGAAACGAGUUCGGGAAUCAAAUGGCAAGUAUGCCUACCUCACAGAGUCUACCACCAUUGAUUACAUCAGCAACAAGAAGCCCUGCAACACUUUGAAAGUGGGUGGCAACUUAAACCAGGACAGUUUUGGUAUUGGGACGCCAGUGGGUUCAGACUUGAGGGAUAAACUCAAUUUUGCUGUCUUAGAACUUCUAGAAAAUGGGGAACUUGCAGUCUGGGAGAAGUUUUGGUUUGACAAAGGAGAGUGUCCACAACACAGCUCUAGCAAAGAUGGCGCCCAGAGUGCUCUCACCUUGGCAAAUGUUGCUGGCAUAUUCUACAUCCUUGGUGGAGGUCUCAUUGUUGCUAUUAUUUUUGCAGCGAUUGAGUUUCUAUACAAGUCCAGGAUUGACUCCAGAAAAUCUCAG